AGCCACGUCGGAGAGAGAAGCGUCGUGCGUGCGUGGGAGGAUUUCGAUGAGAUGCGUCAUUAUUGAUAUGGUUUAUAUAAAUUUCCUCAGUGGUGUUCCCUUGCCCUGUAACUCUGUCUCUCCUUUUCUCUGUUCCGCUUUGAAUCAAAUUUGCCUCUCAAUUCAACCCUAAACAUCAGCGCCGGAGCUUUUCUACCUGUCUUUCACUUAUUUAUCCUUUCUUGAUAAGAUGGCAAUGGAAUAUUACUUUGAAGAGGCUGUGGCUCAAAAUGAUCUCCAUAGAGAAGAUAAGUGGAAAUCUACCUCAGAUGCAGUGGCAGAUUCUGAUGAGAACUCUGGUGGUUUUGACUGCAACAUCUGUCUGGAUUCCGUGCAAGACCCUGUUGUAACACUCUGUGGUCACUUAUACUGUUGGCCCUGCAUUUACAAGUGGCUUCAUUUCCAGAGUGUAUCUACUGAGGAUGAAGACCAGAAACACCAGCAAUGCCCCGUAUGCAAAUCUGAAGUUUCUGCUGACACCCUUGUCCCCCUGUACGGCCGCGGCCAAACCAUGAGGCCUUCCACAGGCAAGGCCCCUCAUCUUGGUAUAGUCGUUCCCCGGAGGCCACUUGGUCCUGUUUGUGGGAUUGAAUCUCCAAGAUCGACUGGUGCCACCAUGAAUGCACGCUUAAUGCCACAGCUUCAUUAUCACAAUCAUCGACACCAAUCACGGCUACACUACCCGCAACCAGGUGGUUAUCUUGCUUCACCUACACUGCACUCUGGUGGCAUGACAACAAACAUGGUCGAUCCACUGAUUGGCAUGUUUGGUGAAAUGGUUUAUGCAAGGAUAUUUGGCAACUCGAUAACCAAUAUGUAUACAUAUCCGAACUCAUAUCAUCUUGCUGGAAGCACUAGUCCCAGGAUGAGAAGGCACAUAAUGCAGGUCGAUAGGUCACUUAACAGAAUAUGUUUUUUUCUGUUAUGUUGCAUGAUUUUAUGUCUUCUUCUGUUCUGAUCUAAUCGUCCCUUCUGUGUUGUCCAUUAUCUACAUGUAAAAAUUAUGAGUAUGUGAAUAUAGGCGCUUCAGCCAGCGAUGGUAGAGAUAUUCCUCUUGUGCUUCUGUGAGAUAUGUAAUUAUGAGCCCACCUUGAUCUUUAUGAAAUAGCUUAUUGAUGAA
Molecule: messenger RNA, 1159 nt
Organism: Mangifera indica (mango)
Lineage: Eukaryota; Viridiplantae; Streptophyta; Magnoliopsida; Sapindales; Anacardiaceae
Product: E3 ubiquitin-protein ligase RMA1H1
Exons: 2
Coding region: 230-997 (255 amino acids)
Biological process (GO): ubiquitin-dependent protein catabolic process
Cellular component (GO): endoplasmic reticulum
Molecular function (GO): ubiquitin-like protein conjugating enzyme binding; ubiquitin protein ligase activity; metal ion binding
Source: RefSeq, a predicted model, not a curated record